AGAGUAGUGUUUUUGUUGAAACACUUUCUUUUCUUUAAAUUAAAGUCUUAUCAUUUUUUAAUGCAUGGUGUCAAGUUUAUGUUACUUUGUGACAAAUGGAGGGUCCUUAGUUUUGUUUCUUCUCUUCUUUCUCUUUGUUCUUCUCUCAACAAUUCUCUAAUCACUCUCACUCUUCUUCUUCUUCUUCACCCUUCUGAUAUUGCUCAUUCUUCAGGUUAUUGAAAGCUUUUUUCUUGUUUGAAAGUUUGAAUUCAUUGUGAUGACUCUACCAAGGCUAGGAAUAGGGGAUGAUGAAGGUGAAAGCAAUGUUACUUUGUUGGUUUCUUCAUCAGCCUCAAUGGAAAAAAGUGUGUGUUUGAAUUUGAAUGGUCCAAAACCAAAAGAGUUUAACUACAUGGGGUUAUCAUGUGAUUCUUCAUCAUCAGUGGAUAGUUUGGUUACAAAGAUUCAAUCUUUUGAAGAUGGGGCCAAAAGAAACUUGAACCUUAAAGCUACUGAGCUUAGAUUGGGACUUCCAGGCUCAGUGUCUCCUGAAAGGGAUUCUUCGGAUCUUUGUUUGAGAAGUUUUGAUGAAAAGCCUCUUUUUCCUUUGCACCCUCAAAAAGAUGAAUCAAAGCAUGCUGUUUUAGGUAACAAAAGAGGGUUUUCUGAUGCCAUGAAUGUUUUCUCAGAGGGGAAAAUGAAGCCUGGCUCCAAUAUGCUUGAGAAUGUUGCGGCGCUGCAAGGGAAAGGCACUGAAAUAGCAACAGUUCAGGUUGGUCUUGAGAGGCCGAACGGUGUCGGUGAAAGCAGACCAAAUCUUAAUGGUUCUGCAAAUAAUGGAAAUAGCAUUGCUCCAGCUACCAAGGCACAGGUUGUUGGUUGGCCUCCAAUAAGAUCAUUUCGCAAAAAUUCCUUGACAACUGCUUCAAAGAACACCGAAGAGGCUGAUGGAAAACUGGGAUUAGGAGGCGCCGUGUUUGUGAAGGUUAGCAUGGAUGGUGCUCCUUAUUUGAGAAAAGUAGAUCUGAAGAACUACACUGCAUAUUCAGAACUCUCUUCAUCUCUUGAGAAGAUGUUCAGCUGUUUCACCAUAGGACAAUGUGAAUCUCAUGGAAAUCAGAUGCUGAAUGAAACAAAGCUGAGAGAUCUGCUUCAUGGGUCAGAAUAUGUUAUUACUUACGAGGAUAAAGACGGUGACUGGAUGCUUGUCGGUGAUGUUCCUUGGGAGAUGUUUAUCGAUACAUGCAGGAGGCUAAGGAUCAUGAAAAGCUCCGAAGCGAUUGGUCUAGCACCUAGAGCAGUUGAAAAAAGUAAAAGCAGGAACUAGGAAGUAUCAAUAAUGGUCACACAUUCUAUCCAUAUAUCUAUGGUGUGAAAAUGGUUAUGUGAAGCUUUUAUUAUUUUUUAUUAUUGUGACAAUUUAUAUAAUCCUAAGACAUGUUAGUGUGAAAGAUUCUUAUAUAUCCUGUUGUGAAGGAUUAGUGUGUGAAAUAUUGUGAAUUGCAUUAUAUAUCUAUAUAUAUGUGUGUGGUUUUGUGUGAUGAAAACAAAACUAUAUAUAACUUAAUAUGGAAUGUAACUUUUACA
Molecule: messenger RNA, 1569 nt
Organism: Lathyrus oleraceus (garden pea)
Lineage: Eukaryota; Viridiplantae; Streptophyta; Magnoliopsida; Fabales; Fabaceae
Product: auxin-responsive protein IAA8
Exons: 7
Coding region: 260-1309 (349 amino acids)
Biological process (GO): regulation of DNA-templated transcription
Cellular component (GO): nucleus
Source: RefSeq, a predicted model, not a curated record